Molecule: messenger RNA, 2226 nt
Organism: Pestalotiopsis fici W106-1
Lineage: Eukaryota; Fungi; Ascomycota; Sordariomycetes; Amphisphaeriales; Sporocadaceae
Exons: 2
Coding region: 1-2226 (741 amino acids)
Biological process (GO): DNA replication initiation; mitotic DNA replication checkpoint signaling
Cellular component (GO): nuclear origin of replication recognition complex
Molecular function (GO): chromatin binding; ATP hydrolysis activity; ATP binding
Source: RefSeq, a predicted model, not a curated record
AUGCCCCGUGGAAAGUCAUCAGCUUUUCCGCCAGGAAUCGCUCGGGAUGAUUCGGACGAUGAGCUUGGCUACGAAGACCAUCCCUGGGAAUGGAUACAUCAGUCACCUCCCGCCUCGCCGUCCAAGUCGGACGUGAAUACCGAGUCCGCCCGCAAGCGGAAACGUGGCGAUGGUCAGGGCAGAGUGGUUGGUGCGCGAAUGGGCACCUUUGAAUGUUAUCUCGGCGAGGCCGUCCUGCUCAAGGCCGAGGGAUCGCACGAGGCGUGGGUCGGCAUCAUUACCGAGUUCAUCGAAGAUGAUGAGGAUGGCGACAAGGCGGCAAACUUUCUCUGGUUCUCGAGUGAGAAGGAGAUUAGAAGCAGAGAAAAGAAAAGGACUGACUACCUUCCGAAUGAGCUGUAUCUUACCCCCAGCUUUGACGUCAACCCACUGGCCUCCAUCAACGGGAAGGCAUUCGUCAUGUCACAGGAAAAGUUCCUAGAGAGAUACCCCAAUGGCAAAAUACCGCGCAACUCGCCGGCGUACAACAAGACUUUUAUUUGUCGACGAGGCUGCAAUAUGAGGACAACAACAUACACGGAUGAGUUUACAUGGGAGGACAUGUCUCACGGCAAUGAAGAGGACCUGGUACCACUAAUAGAUUUCGUGGAAUCAAAGACUAGAACGACCAGGAAGAAACGGAAGACAGACGCUGCUGCCCUGGAAGCUGCCUACGUAGCAGACGGCGGCGAACAUGAUGACAACGAUGAAGAUAUCGACGAUCCGGGACGCCAGGCAAUCACUACCCCCCGGAAGCGGCAAAAGACUACCAAGCUAGUGACUCCGUCCAGCCGGAAAAUUGUCCUCAAGAAGGCCCUGGAGUUCACCCCUCUGGGCACUCGUGUCCUAUCCCCGAGCCACCACCAAUCGUCGCCCUUUCAGGUGGCGCGUGCUCAAUUGCACGUUGCUUCAGUGCCAACCAGUCUUCCGUGCCGGGAGUCGGAGUUCUCGCUCGUGUACUCUCACCUAGAAGCCGCUAUCACCGAUGGGUCUGGUGCCUGCAUCUACAUAUCGGGCACGCCUGGUACUGGCAAAACAGCGACCGUGCGUGAGGUAGUGUCUAGAUUGGAUGAUGCUGUACGUUCUGAUGAGCUGGAUGAUUUCAUAUUCGUUGAGAUCAACGGCAUGAAGAUUACCGAUCCGCAUCAAUCCUAUUCUCUACUUUGGGAAGCGCUGCGUGGCCAGCGCGUCAGCCCAAGCCAGGCUCUCGAUCUUCUUGAGAGAGAAUUCAAUCACCCAAGCCCGAGACGAGUGCCUUGUGUGGUCCUCAUGGACGAGCUCGAUCAGCUGGUCACCAAGAACCAGAGCGUCAUGUACAACUUCUUCAACUGGCCAGGUCUGCGACACUCGCGGCUUAUUGUGCUGGCUGUGGCCAAUACCAUGGACCUUCCCGAGAGAACAUUGAGCAACAAGAUCAGCAGUCGUCUUGGGCUCACGCGAAUCACGUUUCCCGGCUACAAUCAUGAGCAGCUGAUGAAAAUCAUCCAGUCGAGAUUGGAAGGAGUGCCAGGAAACAUUGUCGAAUCUGAUGCAGUGCAAUUUGCCAGCCGAAAGGUUGCUGCUGUCAGUGGUGACGCCCGGAGAGCACUUGACAUUUGCAGACGAGCUGUCGAGCUGGCCGAGGCCGAGGUCAGGGGCGAAGGGACCGCUGAAGAACCGUCAACACCAAGCAAAAGGGCCAAGGACAAGGAGAACUCGGUGAAAGACCAGAAAAAAGGCACCAAGGGGAGAGUCACGAUUGCAACAGUGAAGAGGGCCAUUCAUGAGGCUACAUCAAGUCCUCUACAGCAGUACCUACGAGCUCUGCCGUAUGCUUCCAAGCUCGUCCUGGCCGCGCUAUCGGUCCGCAACCAGAGAACUGGACUGCCAGACAGUACAUAUGGAGAUGUGCAAGAAGAGCUGAGACGAGCACUUGUUCUAGAUUCGGGCAGCACACGAGUGAAAUUACUGACAGGCAAGUCAGGUCUGGAACAGGAAGUGUCUCGACGAAAGCAAGAUACCACGGGCAUGACGAGAGCAAUGGGAAUCAGCGCGGCAGCAGUGGAUUUGACUGGAGCCGGUAUCAUCAUUCUGGAAGGCCAAAGACCAGAACGGCCUAGCAAGAUAAGACUUGCUAUUGGUGAUGAGGAGAUUAAACUGGCGUUUCGUGAUGAUCCUGAAAUCAGAGCUCUGGGUAUAGCAUUUUAG